AUGCAUUUCUACCUUAUGCUAGGUCUUGUUCCUGUACUUCUACUUGCUUUUCUGGUCAAUGUGUUUGUCGGACCAGCGGAGUUAACAGAUAUACCUGAAGAUUAUGAACCACGUCACUGGGAGUAUCACAAGGUAUAUGAAACAACUGUGGGAUGUUAUGAAGAAAUACGCGCUGCAAAAAAAGCGAAGGAAGAGCAAAUAUGGUUCCGUAAAUCUCAACUUGAAUAUGGUGACUACCGUGGUUGGUAUUUUGUUCCAGUUAAUCCGGUUGGCGUUAACCGUUCAUUUAAAAAAUUGAAAGACGAUGAAGAAGCUGCUCAAUUCGUUAGCCGUUGA
Heterobilharzia americana is the source of this 336-nucleotide messenger RNA. Lineage: Eukaryota; Metazoa; Platyhelminthes; Trematoda; Strigeidida; Schistosomatidae. The record is from the annotation of a GenBank genome assembly.